AUGGCGGGGACACCGGGCUGGGAUGGGGAUGUCAGGGAUGGGGUUUCGGAGGACAGAGAGCUGGCGUCGGCGGAGCAGCGGGCACGGCAGCGGGGGCUGGCACUGCUGCGGGUGCCGCAGAGCCCCGCCGUGCUGGUGCGGGCACCGGGGCCGGCUCUGGGCCGGGACCUCCUCGAGCUCUACUUCGAGAACCGGCGCAGCGGCGGCGGCCGCGUCAGGGACGUGCGGCUGCUGCCAGGUGGGCGCGGGGCCGUGGUCACCUUCCAGGAGGCAGCAGCCGCAGGGCGGGUGCUGCAGAGGCCACACCGGCUGCAGGACGCCGUGCUGGAACUCGUCCCUCACUACCCCUUCCUGGAGCUGCCCCCGGGCACCGUCCCCGCUCCGGACAGGGCCCGUCCUCCCGGCACGGAGCCCCUGCUGGUCACGGAGCCCUCGCUGGACACAGAUUGCCCGCCGGACACAGCCCCCAGCGUGGCACACGCGAACCCCCGGCCUGACACAGCGCCAGCAUCGGUGCCGGAGCGGCCGCCGGCCACCGUCCCCAGCGGGGACAAGGACACAGAGGGGCUCAGGGCCGUGCCCGGCCAGGCCCAGCGCCCGGAGCCGGUGUCCGUGGGGGUCCCGGAGCCGGUGUCCCUGGGGGUCCCGGAGCCGGUGUCCCUGGGGGUCCCGGAGCCGGUGUCGGUGGUACCGGCGCAGGACGAGGCGCUGGUGCCGGCGGAGCCCGGAGCUCUGCGGUUCCUGCAGCAGCACCACCAGGACGUGCUCGACAGCAUCCCCGAAGUGUCCCUGCUGCCACUGGAGGGAGGCGACAUCUCUGGGUUCCGGGUGAGCGGGGAGGCGGGCCGCUGCCAGGCAGUGGCAGAUUUCCUGCAGAGCCUGCUGGACUCGGUGGUCUCACACUCCACAACCCUGCGCUUCCCCGGCGUUGCCCGGUUCCUGCGGGACCUGGGCGGGCAGAGCCUCCUCCAGCAGCUGGAGAGCCGCUUCCAGUGCGUCAUCCAGCUGGAAGGCGAACCCUGGAGCGCUCCAGAUCCCCAGCCGGAGCUGGAGGAGCUGCUGCCCCCAAAGAGCCACGGGGACCCCCGGUCACACUCCUGGCACCAGGACCUGCCCGAGGGCACCAAUGCCGCUGCUGCUGCUGCUGCUGCUGCUGGUGAUGAUGAUGAUGAUGACGAUGAGGGCUUUCAUUCCAACGCAGAGGAGAUCAAGGAGGUGAUGGCAGCGCUGCACCCGAGCAGCGCCAGCGGCCGCGGCACCCCCGAGCCGUGGCCUGGCACCGUGCCCGGCGGCGAGUGGGACCCCGAGGACGAGAUCCCGUGUGCGGCCGGCGGCAACGGCGCCGAGGAGCUGCUGUCGCACACCAGGGUGGAGGAGGAGGUGCAGAUGGCCCUGGCCAUCCAGUGCUCCAUGGACAACACGUGGUGCGAGGAGCGGGAGCUGGCCCGCGCCACCGCGCUGUCCCUGCGCUCCUACAGCCGGCAGCAGCAGCAGGAGCAGGCCCAGGAGGACGCCGGGCUCCUGGCAGCGCUGGAAGCCUCGCUGGAGGAGGCUCUGCAGGCGGCAGACGCGGCGCGGCUCACGGUGUUCUGCUCCUUGGAGCAGGACGCGGCGGCGGUGCCGCGGGAGCUGGAGCGGGCGCUGGCGGGGCGGCAGCGGGCACGGGAGGUGGCGAGCGAGCGGCUGCGGGCACUGCCAGCCGCAGGGCGCUGUGCCCUGGCGCUGCUGCGGCGCCGGCACGCCGUGCACCUGGAGCUGCGCGGUGACACCGCCUCGCUGCGCGGCUUCGCCGACUACCUGGGCCCUGCUGCCCAGGAGCUCACGGCGCUGCUGCAGCGCCUGCCAGCGCCGGGCCACGGUGCCACCUCUGUCACCACCUCUGCCACCACCGCCACCACCACCGCCACCACUGUCACCGCCGCCGCCACCGCGCACUGGGUGCGCUGGGAGCCGUCUGGCACCGCUGUCCCCUACGCCCCCGAGGCAGCGGCGCUGCUGGAGCAGGCCUGGGCGAGCCAGGAGCGCCGGCUGGAUCUGGUGCUGGACGGGAGGCCCUUCACCGUGGAUUUGGAGCGCAUGGAGGAGUUCGACAUCGGCAGCGGCCGCGCCGUGCCCGUGUGCCGCAGCCAACCCCCGCUGGACAGCACCUGCUGCCUGCUCGGGCCGGAGGUGCCUGGGCUGGAGGAGGAGGUGCGGCUGAUGGCGCUGCCCGAGGACUCGGAGGAGUUCACUGACACGGUGCAGCAUUUCCGCGGGACGCUGGAGGAGCUGCACAGCCACAUCAGCGUCGUGCAGGUGCAGAAGCUGAUCCACCCGGUGCUGUACAAGCAGUACCAGCUGAAGAAGGGCAGCGUGAAGCGCGCUUGUGCCGCCGGCACCGCCGUGGAGCGAAUCCUCUUCCACGGCACCACCAAAGCGUCCAGCCGAGAGAUCUGCCUGCACGGCUUCAACCGCAGCUUCUGCGGCAAGAACGCCACCCUCUACGGGCUCGGCGUGUACUUCGCGGCGCGCGCGGCCAUCUCGGCUCGGGACCGCUACUCCCCACCCAGCGCCAGCGGCACCAAAUUCAUCUUCAUGGCCAAGGUGCUGACCGGGGAGUUCACGGCCGGGCGCCCGGGGCUGCGGGCACCCCCCCUGAGAGAGGAGUCUGGGGUCCCCCAGCGCUUCCACAGCGUCGUGGACGACCCCCGGCAACCCGAAAUCUUCGUCAUCUUCAACGACACCCAGGCCUACCCUCAGUACCUCAUCACCUGCCGCAGCCGCCGCGGGGGUCCCCUCUGAGCUCCGAGGACCCCCUUUGAUCCC
This is a messenger RNA of Sturnus vulgaris (Common starling), 2805 nucleotides long. The record is from RefSeq and is a predicted model, not a curated record. Lineage: Eukaryota; Metazoa; Chordata; Aves; Passeriformes; Sturnidae.